AUGGAGCGGCCUGGGGUGGAAUGGACAGUCAUUGUCCUGACUUGCCAGUACAAAGACAGCGUCUACGCCUUCCAGAGAGAGCUGGAGGUGCGGCAGAAGCGGGCAGCUGUGCCCCCAGGCACUCUGCUCCUCACAGUGGAGGACCCGGAUGCCCGUGUGGGCAGUGGGGGGGCCACGCUCAAUGCCCUCCUCGUGGCUGCAGAGCACCUGAGUGCCCGGGCUGGCUACACGGUGGUCACGUCAGAUGUGCUGCACAAGGCCCGGAUCCUCAUUCUGCACACAGGCCGGGAUUUCCCCUUUGAUGACUGUGGUCGAGCCUUCAUCUGCCUCCCCAUGGAAGACCUGGAAGGCCCCGUAGAAGCCCCUAUAUGCAACCUUGAUAAUCUCUUGGAGACUAUGACCUACAAGAUUUGCUGGGGAUCCCCGCCCGGGGUGUGGGUUUGCAGCACUGACAUGCUCCUCUCUGUUCCAUCAGACCCAGGGAUCAACUGGGAUGGAUUCCAAGGAGCCAGAGUCAUCUCUCUGCCUGGGAGUGUCGCUUACGCCCGGGAUCAUGGCGUUUACCUCACCGGCCCACAGGAUAUUGUCUACGAUAUUUUUUACCGCGGCACGGAGGCCCAGAUACAGCAGUGUGCGAGGCCUGAUGGGAGAGUACCGCUGGUUUCCGGGAUAGUCUUCUUCUCCGUGGAUACUGCCGAGCGGCUCCUGGCCACCCACGUAAUGCCCCCCCUGGAUGCCUGCACCUACAUGGGCCUGGAUUCCGGGGCCCGCCCCAUCCAGUUGUCCCUGUUCUUUGACAUCCUGCUGUGCAUGGCGCAGGGAGUGAGCUAUGAGAGCUUUCUGUCCGGGUGGCCGCCCGAAGUGGGCCAGGGUGACAGCAAGCUGACAGGCAGCAUGCAGAGUGCCCGAGCAGCUCUCUGGAAGGAGCUCCGUGGGCAGCCCCUCUCACUCGCUUACAUACCCGAUGGUUGCUAUGAUUACAUGACCACCUCUGCCAGAGACCACCUCCGCAACCUGACCCGCCCUCCGUGUGCCCCGCUGGUGUACUCUCAGGUGGAGGAGCCCCAGCUUUUAGAAGAUGGCAGCUCUGUGGCCAACAGCCUGCUGGAGGGAGACGUUUGCCUCGGUCCUGGAAGUGCCGUUCAAAAUUGUCAUCUACAGGGUCCCAUCCGGAUUGGUCCCGGCUGCCUCCUGACAGGACUGGACAUGGCCUCAUCCCAAGCCCUCCGUGGCUCCGUGCUGCAGGACCUCGUCCUCCAGGGACACCACGUCCGGCUGCAGAAUGCCUCAGUCCGCAUGUUUACUCUGACCGGACUUCAGGAUGAGUGGCAGAGCCCGGCCUUGGAAACCGGCACUUACCUCAAUGUGCCCUGGCCUGAGUUCUUCCGCCGGACAGGCAUCCGGGAAGGAGACCUCUGGGACCCAGACACCCCCGCCGCCCAGCGCUGCCUGCUCAAUGCUCGGCUCUUCCCGGUGCUGCACGUCUUCCGGCCCGUGGGCCCCCAGGAUGUGCUGUGGCUGCUGGGCCCCGGGGAGGCCAGUCGGCUUCGGGUCUGGAGGGCCACUUGGCGCAUGUCGUGGGAGCAGCUGCUGCCCCACCUGGACCGGGCUGCGACGCUGGGCUCCCGUCGGGCCCUCUUCUUCCGCCGGGCCCAGGCCAAGGUGCGGAAGGUGCUGGAGGAGCGGCGGGACUGCAGCCUUCUGCCCCUGAUCCGAGCCGCGGCCCACGAGGAGCACCACGACCUCCUGCUGACAACGCUGGAUCAGGUGGCCGCCCAAACUGAGGACGCCGGAGUGGCGGCCCGGGCGCUGGCCUGCGUGGCUGACGUGCUGGGCUGCCUGGCCCAGGGAAAAGGGGGUCUGCGGAGCGGUCCGGCAGCCAACCAGGACUGGGGCUUGGCCUUCCAUCGCCUGGAGAGCGGGGAUGUGGCUGGAGGCGUCCAGGAGCUCGCCCGUGAGAGGGACAAGUGGCUGAGCAGGCCGGACCUGCUGGUGAGAGCUGCCCGGCACUAUGAGGGGGCUGAGCAGAUCCUGAUCCGCCAAGCCGUGAUGUCUUCCUGCCGCUUCGUGGCCACAAACCCGGUGGACCCCCCACCCCCUGGGCACUGGAUCCUGGUAGAAUGCCCCGCCCGAGUGGACCUCUCCGGUGGCUGGAGCGACACCCCUCCCAUCACCUACGAGCAUGGGGGGGCCGUGGUGGAUCUGGCCAUCCUGGUGGAUGGGCGUCGGCCCAUUGGUGCCCGGGCACGCCGGAUCGCCCAGCCGGAGCUGCGGCUGACGGCGGGGAGCCGGAAGGACGAGGUGGCCAUGAAGUUGGUGUGCAGGAGCCUGGAGGACCUGCGGGAUCACUGCCAGCCCCAUGCUCCGGGGGCCCUGCUGAAAGCAGCUUUCAUCUGUGCCCAAAUUGUGCGCCUCCCCUCAGCAACGCCCUUGUCGGAUCAGCUCCGCCACGGCUUUGGAGGUGGAUUUGAACUACACACCUGGUCUGACCUGCCUCAUGGUUCAGGUCUCGGCACAAGCAGCAUCUUGGCAGGUGCCGUGCUGGCGGCCUUGCUAAGGACAGCAGGCAGAACGGUGGGCACUGAAGCCCUGAUCCACGCUGUGCUGCAUCUGGAACAAGUGCUUACCACAGGCGGGGGCUGGCAAGACCAGGUGGGCGGUCUGGUGCCGGGCAUCAAGAUUGGGCGCUCACGGGCCCAGCUGCCGCUGAAGGUGGAGGUGGAAGAGAUCGAGGUGCCCACCGGCUUCAUCCAGACACUCAACGACCACCUGCUUCUGGUCUAUACGGGCAAGACCCGGCUGGCCCGCAACCUCCUGCAGGAUGUGCUCAGAAACUGGUAUGCCCGUCUGCCCUCUGUGGUGCAGAAUGCCCAUGCCCUGGUGAGCAACGCUGAGGACUGUGCCCACGCCUUUCGCCAAGGUAGCCUGCCUCUUCUGGGUGAGUGUCUGAACCGCUACUGGGAGCAGAAGAAGCUCAUGGCCCCCGGCUGUGAGCCGCUGGCUGUUCGGCGCAUGAUGGAUGUCCUGAGGCCCCAUGUCUUUGGGCAGAGCCUGGCCGGGGCUGGGGGAGGAGGCUUUCUCUACAUCCUGACCAAAGCUCCACGGCAGAAAGAGACCCUGGAGCGACUGCUGGCCAAGACAGAGGGUCUGGGAAAUUACAGCAUUCAUCUGGUGGAGGUGGACACUCAAGGGUUGUGCAUUCAGCUGCAGGAGAGUGAACUGUCCCAGGCCUCAACCUGAUGGACUCCUGGGCCCUUCUCCGGCUGCACCUGGUCCAAGACACAGCAAGGGACGAGCCACUGCUUCUUCAGGGGAGCUGGCCUAGACACAUUCAGCAUUCCAAAGAAAUUCACUGACCGCUUCCCAUCUCUGCACUCCAGGACACGACACAGGAGGUUGCCCUACUGGCGAGAGGGGAGGCACGUUGAAGGCCCAAGGGCUGGCCCACGUUUGAGAACUGUGUCCUUAAACCCUGAAGCCAACUCUAUUGGAGUAGCAGAAGUUAGAUGGCCACCAUCCUGUUUCUCUCUAGUUGGCUUUCCUGAGGCUACCUAGGCCAAGGCUCAGUGAGGAAGUGUAUCACCUUCUGGGGGGCCAGGGGCUUCUAGAGGAGGAGUUGCUCUCCCAUGCCCUAGCCCAGACCCCACUGUUCUUCACUUGCAGGCGUCACCCUCAAGAAAUCUCAAACUGGUUGGAAAUCCCAGCUCCCCACAACAGCUCGGAGUUUCUCGGUUGUCAGAACUGCCUAAGAGCCCCAUUUUCCUAGGCCAGUUGAGGGAUGUGAUUAGUCCCUACAAACCACUGUGGGAGAGAAUGGCUGCGGAUUUGGGUAAAUCCUUGACUAGUCCCUAAUCUCAGCUAGGAAAGAACUUUCCUCCCAAGACAUCUCCCUUCUGCCCCGCAACCACCACCCCACUUCCAAAAGUUGUCCGGUGCCUGAGAAACUGAGCUGUUGUGGGAAAGCUUGGGCUUUAGCAGCACAAGGCCCAAUUUAACUCAGCAACUCUCCACACAUUUACUCCCAUUCCUAUAAAGCAACUCCUGCUGCUACCUUUUCUCCAUGGAAAGGUGGUUUACCAAACCCUGCUUUUAAAAUGUUUCCCCCCCAGUUACAGUUGACUUUGCCAAAUUGCCUUGGUGCUGAAUAGGAUGUACAGUGGUACAGACGUUCAUGGUCAGCUGGGCCCUGCUUUGGGUAAUGUGGUGGACACCAGGCCUCCCUUAGCUGCUCGUGCUUUUUCUGCUCUUAUUGCCAUUCCACAGCAGACAGGGAGUACUCUUUCCAACGUCCUCCCUCUCCCAUAUUGGUGGAACAGCAUCAAGAAGCUCGUACACAAGGGCUCCUCUAGAACUGGCCCCUUUUAGGAAAAUGUCCCUGUUCUCUGGCUUGGACAAGAAAGAACUGAUGACCACCCAGCACUGAGUCACUGAAGAUCCUCUAAACUGUAAGCUCGUCAUGGGCAGGGACUGUUUCUGUUAACACUUACUACAGUGCUCUACAUUGACCGAUUGAUAAGCCAGAGCUGGUUAACAGCUUCUGACUCCAGCUGAUGGCAGAAUUUGUGCUAGGUGCCCUCAAGGGUUUUAGAAGGGACAGCUACCAGACACUGCCACUCUCACCAUCUUUCGCAGGGCUGUGAUUUCCUCUGAAUAAAAUCCAGUUCCUUUUAGAA
Tachyglossus aculeatus (Australian echidna) is the source of this 4673-nucleotide messenger RNA. It is a transcript of the gene FCSK, whose product is annotated as fucose kinase. The transcript has 23 exons. NCBI's taxonomy places the organism in Eukaryota, Metazoa, Chordata, Mammalia, Monotremata, Tachyglossidae. The record is from RefSeq and is a predicted model, not a curated record. Bases 1 to 3240 code for a protein of 1079 amino acids. Gene Ontology annotation, biological process: GDP-L-fucose salvage. Gene Ontology annotation, molecular function: ATP binding; fucokinase activity.